Molecule: messenger RNA, 4466 nt
Organism: Serpula lacrymans var. lacrymans S7.9
Lineage: Eukaryota; Fungi; Basidiomycota; Agaricomycetes; Boletales; Serpulaceae
Product: transport protein
Exons: 10
Coding region: 1-4275 (1424 amino acids)
Biological process (GO): intracellular protein transport; endoplasmic reticulum organization; COPII-coated vesicle cargo loading
Cellular component (GO): COPII vesicle coat; endoplasmic reticulum exit site
Molecular function (GO): protein binding; structural molecule activity
Source: RefSeq, a predicted model, not a curated record
AUGAAACUAAAAGAAAUACACAGGACAUCGACCUUUGCCUGGUCUGUAACGCCCUCGCUGCCACUGAUAGCGACGGGAACUGUUGCAGGAGCUCUUGAUGAGUCUUUCAGCAACGAAAGCCAGUUGGAGAUAUGGGCACCAGACUUUAUGGACAAACACGAGUAUGAUCUUGGUGUAGAUCCUCUUGCGGGCCCCAAAGGUAUCGUCACGGACACAUCCAGGUUCAACCGUCUCGCUUGGGGGUAUGUUAACAAGGGACGGCAACAUGGUGUAAUUGCCGCUGGUAUGGAGAACGGGGAACUAGCCUUAUGGGACCCAUCAAAAAUUCUUGCAAAUGUUGGCGCCUCAGAAUCUUUGAUCAUGCGGAACACGAGCCACACAGGACCAAUCCGCGGUCUGGAUUUUAAUCCUAUACAAACCAAUCUACUUUCUUCUGGUGCUGUCAAUGGCGAGGUGUAUAUCUGGGACUUGAAUGACCCCAGCAAGCCGUACUCUCCAACUCCCGGGACAAGGAGUACCAAACUGGACGAGAUCACUUCUGUGGCAUGGAAUCAGCAGGUGCAAUAUGUGCUCGCUGGAGCAAGUAGCACUGGUUACACAGUGGUAUGGGACUUGCGUGGAAAGAGGGAAGUAGUCGCUCUAGCAUAUGGUGGCGGGGCAGGAACUUUGGCAGGACAGAGUAGUACGGGAAGUGGUCUGGCAGUUGGAGGUCGACGCGGUAUGAGCGCAAUUGCAUGGCAUCCAGACAAUGCAACGAGGCUAGUUACCGCUUCUGAGGAUGACUUGUCGCCGGUGAUCAUGGUGUGGGAUCUACGAAAUGCUCGUGCACCAGAGAAGAUCUUGACGGGUCACGAAAAAGGAGUUUUAUCAUUGUCAUGGUGUAAGCAAGAUGCAGACCUACUUUUAUCGUGUGGAAAGGACAACCGUGCGCUAUGCUGGAACCCCCAGACAUCAGCGGUCAUUGGAGAGCUUCCCUCUGCAGACAACUGGGCAUUCCAAGUAGAGUGGUGUCCACGUAACCCUGAUCUCUUGGCAACCGCCUUCUUUGACGGCACUGUCGGUAUUCACUCCAUUCAGUCAACGAACGAAGCAGGAGAGGUCGCAGCUGCGGCAACCCCCAAAGCCGAUGGUGCUGACAUAUUUGAUGUGUCUGGAUACUCGCGCGGAGGUCAACAUACGCUGUCUCUGAAGCAACCACCGAAAUGGCUACGACGUCCGAUUUCGAGUUCCUUUGGUUUCGGUGGGCAACUAGUGUCAGUAUCAAAUCUCGCGUCCGCGCAGGGAAAGAAUCAAAGCAGCGUGGUGCACUUGCGCAAAGUAGUAGCGGAAUCAGAUGUAGUAGAGCGAGUACAGAAGUUGGAGGAGGCGACCGCUGCUAACACUCUUAGCGAGUUUGCGGAGCAGAGAAGUCAAGAAAUGAGUGCACGGGAUGGCGAUGGGGUAGAAAGCUGGAAGGCGUUGUUGAGUCUCUUCAGGGCUAACUCUCGGGAUGAACUGGUCACUUUGCUGGGGUAUUCGAAAGAGGAGGUUGCUAUGCGUGUUCAGGAAGCUGUCGCAAAACUCAAAGAGACCGCAGAACAAUCAUCUUCUACAGCAAACUACACUAUUGACGAGGAAGACUCUGAGGUCAAGCCCCACGAACCAGUGGUCUCAUUCGCUGAACCGGAGCGUGAAGCGUCUCCAGAGGGUAGUGAUCAUGAAGAUCCCCUCAAUGGUACAGAGAAGACGCCUUCAGAAUUGAGUGCGAGUGCAGCUUCCGAUGGCACCAGUGGUACUCAGCUUGCAGACGGCGAAUCAACGACUACCGCACCUAGCUUGUUCGGCGAUGAUAAUGCCAUUGGGACCCCCCAAAUGGAUGGCGACGCAGAUUUCUUCAGUACCAUGGGUAUUCCUUCACAGACAGGCAAUGAGCAGGAGGUCGUGGUACCUCACCACAACUAUGGUUUAGACUCUUCUGUCGCUGCGACCGUUGGCUCCGGGCCUUCUUCAGUUACGUCAGAUAAUCUGAAAAGCAACAACUUUAGGAUUUACCCCUCUGAUGAAUCGGAGACAGAUCGGCUCAUCACGAAAGCCCUGGUCCUAGGCGAUUUCGAAUCAGCUGUUUCCUUGUGUCUUUCGUCUGACAGAUUUGCUGAUGCCAUCCUGUUGGCCAUCAAAGGCGGUCAAGAUCUUCUGCAGCGUACUCAAAAAGCUUACUUCGAACAUCGCACAGCCUCCCUCCCUUACCUUCGCCUUUUCCAGUCCAUCGUUACCAAUGACCUAACAGAUAUAGUACAGAAUGCUGACUUACAGGAGUGGCAAGAAAUAUUCGUCGUUUUGUGCACCUUUGCCACCCAGGAGGAGUUUUCAAAUCUUGCAGAACAACUUGGUCGCCGGUUAGAGUUCCAGAGUAGUGUCUUGAAAGCCUCCAAUGCUCCUAAUGCGUUGGAAAAAUCUAUCGAGCUUAGGAAGAACGCCACGCUGACCUACCUUGCUGCUGGUCGUCUUGAACGCCUCGUCAACAUUUGGAUCGAGGAAUCGGCUGAGGAAGAAAAGCAAUUAAUCCAGGAUCAAGAACACCUCGAUGGCUCUCGAUACACUGCACAUGCCCACGCUUUGCAGACGUUCAUUGAAAAAGUCACCGUAUUCCGUAGUGCCAUCAAAUAUGUCGAUACGGAUCUCUCACAAGCUCCGGGAGAAGAUUCUGAUGCAAAGACUUACAAACUUGCUGGACUGUAUGAUCGUUACUUCGAAUAUGGUGACCUGCUGGCUGCUCAGGGCCUUGUUAAAGAGGCAAUUACUUACCUUAAAUUGACUCCUUCUGAUUACUCUGGAUCCGUUGGCGCAUUCGUCGAUUUCCAGGUGGGGCGAGAGCGUCUCCUGAUUGCAUCUGGUGUUUCGCAGGUGCCUGCCGCUGCUCCCAGUACGAGUCGCUCUAUACCUGUGGCAACUUCUGUUCCCGCUCUUCCUGAUACGGGCACAAUUUAUCCAUAUGUACCCUAUGUUCCGGCUGCUGUAUCCCAGACUAGGCCCUACGAUCCUACUCGCCCUCCCUCGCAGCCACAGUACCAACCUGCACAAUCUGCUGCUGUGUAUAAUCCAUCCAACGCUUAUACCCCUCAGACGGUUGCCAAGCCUGCUCUUCUGACUCCUGCUCCUGCUGCAUCCCUGGCUCCUCCUGCUCGUCGUCCAACGCACACCCCUGCACCACCACCAAAGCGUCAUGAAAAUGGUGGAUGGAAUGACGCACCCGUUCUCAGUGCAGAUCGCCGUGGUCCCAACAGUGUAAAUAAGCCUCAAGCCAUUACUUCGCCAUUCCCCAAUGCAACCCCGCCUCCAGGUGUUGUAUCUCCUGGCCCAGGUUCACCAUUCCAUGCACCAUCCGCGUCCCUAGCCCCUCCCCGUCCGGCAAGUGUUCAAAGCCGUCCUCCUCCGCCCCCUCAAGGACAGCGCAUGCAUGCAGCACCUCCUAUGGGAUCAGGAGGCGCGUUUCCACCUCAGGCCAGACCUCCUUCGGGUCCACCCUCACAUCCUCAGACAGUGCCUCCUCCCUCAAGGAUGAUGUCACCUCCGCAAAAUCAAGCCCCCCCCCCACCUGGCCCUUAUGGUCCUCCUCCAAGCCAAGCCUCACUUGCAGCUACCGCCCCUGGCCCUUAUGCGCGUGCUACUCCUCCACCUGGACCUCCCCGUGGACCUCACCCACCUGGCCCCCCACCAGGGCCUUACGCACGCUCUACACCACCCCCAGGCCAAGCAGGACCACCAAUGCCACAGCAAGGGCCGUACAACGUUGCUCCUAGCGGCACCUAUCCACCAUCUCAAGGUGCACCAAGAGCCACUCCGCCUACGCAGCCACACGCCGGACUUCCUCCCCCUCCUCAGGGAUUACCGGCCCCUCCUCCAGGGAAUCAAAUUGCCGCGCCACCUCGUGUUCAAAGAGGACCUCCUGCGCCUAAAUAUCCGCCUGGUGAUCGGAGUCAUAUACCGGCGGCUUCUAUGCCCAUCUUCGACGUGGUCUCCGAGCAAUUAACGCGUUUGAAACAAACGAUUCCACCGCAGCAAAAGCGUAUAGCCGAUGAUUUGGAACGUCGGAUCAAUCCUCUCUUUGAUGCUCUCAACUGCGAGACCUUAUCCAAACCUGUCGUUGACCAGUUGCUUGUUUUAAUAAGAGCUAUGCAAGCUCGGGAUCGGGACGCAGCCCUUGCUAUACACGUUGACCUUCUUACGCGGGGUUCUCAAACCGACGACAUCGGACUUUGGAUGUCUGCGAUAAAGCAGUUAAUAAUGCGACUGUAGAUAGUGAAAGGCAUCAGAUAAUUUUCAAUGUUUGUGAUUCAUCAUCCGAUUCCCUAUCAUACAACACAGACAGCUCGAGGUAGGCGCACCAUAAUUAGCUUAGACAUAUCUGUGUGGUAGAGUCAAAUGUGCUUGAAUGCUACUGUAGUGUUUCGAGUGCAUGUUUAUUGACAAAGCAACUCGGAGAUCAA